Messenger RNA from Pseudopodoces humilis (Tibetan ground-tit), 2114 nucleotides. NCBI's taxonomy places the organism in Eukaryota, Metazoa, Chordata, Aves, Passeriformes, Paridae. The record is from RefSeq and is a predicted model, not a curated record.
AUGGAGGAAAGGGGCACGAUGCUCGCCCCCAGCUCCGCUCCGAUCCCAGAGCAGGGCUGGCAAACCACAGGAGCAACGGGAAGCCUCCAGAACCUGAAGAAAUUUAACAGCCAGGACUUCAGAGAGCUGCGAGCCCUGUGCCUGAGCCAAGGGCUGCUCUUUGAGGAUGCCACCUUCCCCGCUCACAUCAGCUCCAUCGGUCCCAGCCUGCUCCCAGAGGAGAAGCUCUGGCAAAUACAAUGGAAGAGGCCAACGGAACUUCAGAGAAAUCCUCAUUUGAUCAUGGACGAAGUUAGCAGAUUUGAUAUCAUGCAAGGAGAAAUAGGUGACUGCUGGAUGCUGGCUGCUCUGGGCUCCCUGACACUGAGAAAACAAUUUUUGGAAAAUGUUUUACCAAAGGACCAAGGAUUCCAGGAUGAUUAUGCUGGGAUUUUUCAUUUCCGGUUCUGGCAAUAUGGAGAAUGGGUGGAUGUAGUGAUAGAUGACCGGCUGCCAUUCCUAAAUGGAAGAUACCUGUCUGUACAUCCCCGAACUUCAAAUGAAUUCUGGCCAUCCUUGCUGGAAAAAGCAUAUGCCAAGCUGCGGGGCUCCUACCAGAACCUGAAUGGAGGCUACCUUUCAGAUGCUUUAGUAGACCUCACAGGUGGAGUCCAAGUGCAGUUUUCAUUGAAGGAUCCACCUCCUGAUCUGGAGGAGAUCCUGAAAGCAGCUGACAAAUCUCGGUGCCUCAUGGGGUGCAGCACCUCAGGCCAGAUGAGAAACAUAGAGCUGAGGAAUGGGAUUGUACAGGGUCAUGCCUACACUGUCACAGGAGCUGUGAAGGUCCCCUACAAGAAUGGCUGGAAACAUAUCGUCAGGAUCUGGAAUCCGUGGGGCCAUGGGGAGUGGAAGGGACCCUGGAGUGAUGACUCUCCUCAAUGGGACCGCGUUGAGCCUAAAUACAGAGAAGCCCUACUCAGAAAUAAGGAUGAUGGAGAAUUCUGGAUGUCCUGUGAGAACUUCCAGGAGCAGUUUUCAUGGCUGUAUAUAUGUAACAAUACCCCAACAUUUCUGGACUUUGGAGAUGAGCACUACACAACGUGGUCUCUGAACAGCUACACCAGCCUGUGGAGCCCAGGCCUUCCCACGAGGAGGAACCGCUAUUCCCAGGCAGGUGCAGCUUCAACAAACCCUCAGUAUUUUUUCAGAGUUCUAGAUCACAACCCAAAAACCUAUAAUGUAGCGAUUUCACUCAUGCAAAAACACGCUGAGCAUGUGCAGGAUGAAAAAAACCUGAAGAUUGGCUUCUUCAUCACCACGGAGAACUCCAGAGUUCUGAAGCAAAUCUUUAUCCGGAGCCGAGAUGUGAGCAGCUACUUUAUCUUGAGCCCAGGAACCUACGCCAUUGUUCCUGCUGCAACAGCGGACCAGGAAUUCAAAUUUCUCUUACGAAUUUUCAUAAAGAGUCAAGACUACAAUGAGAACUCAAACUCCCCCACCGGCUCAGUACUGCCAAUGGAUGUAUCAAGACAGAACCAGGACAGCUCCUAUAAGGCUCUUUUCCUAAGAUAUGCUAAGCAGGGCUCAACUAUUGAUGCCUUGCAGCUGCAACAACUCCUUAAUGAAGUGAUCUUGCAAGAUGAAAUGACCAGCCUGGGAGGGAGAUUCAGCUUUGAUUCAUGCAGAGGCAUUUUAGCUCUGAUGGAUCUCAACUCGAAUGGAAGACUCACCCUGCAGGAGUUCGGGAGCCUCUGGCGAAGUCUCACUAAGUACAUGGAUAUCUUCAGCAAGGAAGACAGAAACCGUUCUGGAUUUCUUGAUGUUGCUGAACUGAAGAAUGCGAUACAGGCAGCAGGUCUGGCCACCAGCGGGCAGCUGCUGCGCCUGAUGACACUGCGCUACGGCGAUGCUGCUGGCAGAGUUGGCUUCUCCGACUUCGUGUGCUGCAUGCUGCGCCUGGACACCAUGAGCCAUGCAUUCCAAAACUUAGCAGAGGGUGGAUCACAAAUUUCGAUGACAGCAAUGGAGUGGCUGACCCUUGUCAUGUACACCUAGAGAGAUGCCAGAAGUCAUGGUGACUUUUCGUCCUCCUCGGUAGAACAGUACCCAGGCCACCCCAUACAAAAGCCAUGGAU